Messenger RNA from Desarmillaria tabescens, 1689 nucleotides. RefSeq lists its product as uncharacterized. Bases 1 to 1689 code for a protein of 562 amino acids. The transcript is spliced from 2 exons. NCBI's taxonomy places the organism in Eukaryota, Fungi, Basidiomycota, Agaricomycetes, Agaricales, Physalacriaceae. The record is from RefSeq and is a predicted model, not a curated record.
AUGUCAUCGAACCCUAGUGUUCAGAGGAUUGUUGUAGAAUCAACCAGCGCUUUACCGAUACAAUCUGUCGCCUCCGUACAACGUUAUACGGAAGGGCUUCCGAGGGUCUGCGCCUAUACACUUAGAGAACUUCUGGAUGAUGCCGAACGAAGUGAUGCUGCUGUUGACACAAACAAACUGGACCGCUGUAUCUGUGCACACCUUCGCUUUCAGUGUCAUAAUCUUUGUGCAGAGCUUUUCGCUGUUGACGACUUUGAGAACUCCCAAAAUGUCCGAGACCUCAUUGUAGCUAAUCUACGAACCCCGCCAUACCAUCAGAGCCUACGCCUGCAACCCCUAGUGUGGGGUCGUCUUCUUUCCAAGAUCCUACCCUUUGACCAUAAAGUGUAUGAACUUCUGUUCCAUGCACUUCCGACAAUCUACUGGCAUGCCAAUUUCAAAUGUCCUCCCCAUUUCUUUCCAAAUGCAGGAUUACCAAUAUUGAUGACACCCACAGGUGACCAUCUGCAGACUCUUUUCAAAGCCAUCUCCAAAUCCCUCUUCAUGUCCAUUGGCAAUAUCUUGCUCAAAGGCUGUGACGAUUUUGAGGACCAGGAUAGUGUAUCCUAUCAUGAUUCCACAUCACAGCUCUCUGAUCCUGAUGAUUCCCGAGUUCAACUUCUCUUGAGCAUGGCAGGUUCCUCUUCGAUACACAGGAUGAAUGCACUUGAUUCCUCUCCGGAAACAUUUUUCAGAGCUGUCCUACUGGGAAUUAUGGCUUACAUGGGUGUCAAAAGUGAUAUAAUCAAUCAACCCAAAGGCAGCAUGUCUCCCGUUCCCCUUGACAACAAUCGCUCUACUGUACUAAGGCUGCUCUACAUGUUAGUUUCAUCAGAGGAGUACCAUGUUGGCAACGAUUCAAUGUGCAUUAAAGAUCAGUGUCUCACCUUGAUCAUCUUCUUUCGGGUUCUCAACUGCACAUACCCUCACCCUGAAUAUAACUUUUCUGCCGAGUUGACCGCCAAAUUCGUGUCCAUUGCUUUUCAGGAUGAUGCAUGGUUAUCGGGCCCUGAGAUGGGCCGUUUUUCCAUCGGAGAAGCAGCUGAACUCGUCAUCCAUCUAUUUGAGCAUUCUUUCACCAUGAAUGUGGCCUUUGCUCAUUUUGUUGACAAGCAACUCUUUGGCUCCUUCUCCAUCUCCCGCUCCUCUGAUUGGGACCUAUCAACCAUCAUAGGCACCUUUGUCGCCAGGCUGUCAUCUGGAGAAUUGGAUCCUCUGAUACAGCAGAGAUCUCUGGACUACCUCCAUGAGCAUGGGUCCCUUCACACAGCUUGCACUGUUCUAAUUGUUAACAAUAACAUCACUGCACUUCGUCAACUCACACUCCUGCAUUGUAAUGACCCUGUUUGGCCCCAAUGCUUGCAGAGUCUUCAGGAGGAAGAACACCAUCUUCAACAGCUUUUCGGCUAUCCCAAAGAGUGGAUUACCUGGUGCAUUGCAGAUCUCAAAGCUGACAUCGAACAAAAUUGGAUAAAACUCGCAACAGGUGUGCAUAGCUCUGGCAUGACUCACGACAUGCGACCUGUUCAGGAAGACAAUGAACAGAUAAAAAGUGCUUGGUCAAAAGUGAAAGUACUGCCCCCUCUAUUACAUUGGGUCAGGCAGCACCACACUAGAGAAGCUCUUUCUGAGGAAGUAGAACUGGUCUAG